AUAAUAAGUGGGCAACCCGCACCCAUUAAUUGGGUUGUUGGACCACCCACAUUUAUAAUGGUGCAACUCUCCCCACUAUAAGAUAACCCUAGCAAAAACCCACCCAAAAUCCCUACAUAUAAUCUGGUAACUAUUCUAACCCCUAAAUAGGUGGGGCCCACGACGUGUCACCAUCCUACGGCCCCCCUUGAGCUCACCAGCACGAAUGACCGUCGAUUCUUGUUCCCCCACACUAUAUAGGUUUUCUUGGGGGGUCCCUCUUUUGCUCCCAUCACCCGUUAGAUAAAAGUGGGUCCAAAUUUUUCUCCUCCAAGAAAAUUAUACACAUGGCCUCAAUUCUCCCCCAACACCGCCACCACCACCCCACGCACCACCAAAAUCUUGAACCCCGAGAAGACGAUGUCUCCUCCGCCGACCCUCUCCUCCCCAAUGAAUACACAAUCGCGGCUGUUGACGCGGUCGAAACUGACCCAUCACCGCCGCCGCCGCCCUCUGAUGGUGCGCCCCUUUUGAAGGAGGAGCCGUCGGAUAUGGAGGGGUCCGUUCAGGAUGGAGUGAGCCGGGCUCCGGAGACAGCGCUGGUGGCGGCGCCUCCCCCGAAGAGGUCGAGCAAGGACCGGCACACGAAGGUGGAAGGGCGCGGCCGGAGAAUCCGGAUGCCGGCGGCGUGCGCGGCUCGUAUAUUCCAACUGACGCGGGAGCUCGGCCACAAGUCCGAUGGCGAGACCAUUCGCUGGCUACUAGAGAGGGCUGAGCCAGCCAUCAUCGAGGCCACCGGCACCGGCACCGUACCCGCCAUCGCUGUCUCCGUGAACGGUACGCUGAAAAUCCCGACAACUCCUACUUCCGCCACCGCCUCCGCUCCUGAAACUCCUAGAAAGCGGAGAAAAAGGGCUUCCAACAGCGAGUUCUAUGAGGUUAAUGAUGCUUCCAGUUUUGCCCCCGUCGCACCCAUUGCACCUCAAGGGCUAGUCCCGGUAUUUCCUAGCGGGACAUUUUUCAUGAUCCCUCCUACUGGUGGAGGCGCCGCGGGCCCGUCGAGUCAGCCUCAGUUCUGGGCCAUACCCGCCACAGCAACACCAGUUUUCAACGUCGCCGGGCGACCGAUAUCUAAUUUCGUGAGUUUCGGGGGUGGGAACGGCGGCGUGUCGGAGAGUGAAGUGGGGACGAACAGCAAUAGUGGGAGCGGCGAAAAGAAAGGGUCGAGGACGAUGGGAGGAGCAGCAAGCAGUUCAAGUUCAUCGAUGAGCACAAGCACAAGCGCAACACAAAUGCUGAGGGACUUCUCCUUGGAGAUUUACGACAAGAGGGAGCUUCAGUUUAUGGUGGGUUCUGCUUCAGGGAAUAACAAUCAAACCCCAUCGCCUAAAUCCUGAAGAAAAGAAUGGGGGGCUGAGAGAGAGAGAGAUUAGGGUUUUAGGGAAUUCCUGAGUUGUGAUUGUGAAACAGAGAACCCACCCUUUUUUUUUCUGUUUUCAUCCUUUUCUGCUUCUUCUUCCAACUACUUUUAGUUAGCCUGUUUACGACUCCCUCCCUCCUCCACCUAUGCUUCUGUAAAUAACUUCAUUUUUCUGUUUC
Messenger RNA from Sesamum indicum (sesame), 1578 nucleotides. Its product is annotated as TCP family transcription factor. The record is from RefSeq and is a predicted model, not a curated record. Gene Ontology annotation, molecular function: sequence-specific DNA binding; DNA-binding transcription factor activity. Gene Ontology annotation, cellular component: nucleus. Lineage: Eukaryota; Viridiplantae; Streptophyta; Magnoliopsida; Lamiales; Pedaliaceae.